UUGUGUGUGUGUGUGUGUGUGUGUCUGUCUGGAAUAAAAUGAAUUCCCACAUAUUGAACGGAAUAAAAUCCCAAAUACGUACGAAAUAUAACGUUCGCUGAACAUUACGCGACGAAAGGAUCGGCUACAGUGUUUAAGGAGGAAGAAGACGAGGGAAGAGGUGUUUCUCCAGGCCCUUUCUCCUCUUUCAUUAUUUAUUUCCUUAUUAACUGCGAUCAAAACAUUGAUGGUCGAUCAUUCGCCGCUGAGCUCGAGACCCGCGGAUUAUCGUGCAGUUUUUCACUUCGGUGAGUGAGUGUGUCGCGAUGGCUCGCCCACGGCCCCGGGAAUAUAAAGCUGGAGAUCUGGUUUUCGCCAAGAUGAAGGGAUACCCGCACUGGCCGGCGAGGAUUGAUGAGCUGCCAGAGGGAGCCGUGAAGCCGCCAGCUAAUAAAUACCCCAUCUUCUUCUUUGGUACCCAUGAGACUGCUUUCCUGGGCCCUAAAGACCUGCUGCCCUACAAGGAAUAUAAAGACAAGUUUGGCAAGUCAAACAAGAGAAAAGGGUUUAAUGAAGGCCUGUGGGAAAUUGAAAACAACCCUGGUGUCAAAUUCACUGGUUACCAGGUGGUGCAGCAGCAGAGUUCGUCGGAGACGGAGGGGGAAGGAGGGAACGCGGCCGACGGCAGCAGCGAGGGCGACUCCGUGGGCGAGGAAGAGGAGGGCAAAAUGAAGAGUGACAAGGUCGGAUCCAAGCGGAAAAAAACAGCAUCCUCAAAGAUGUCGUCCAAGCUGUCCAGGAAGGGAUCGGGGGAUGAAGAUCUGGAGAAGGAUGGGAAAGAUGAGCAGAAGAGCGGAUCGGAGGCUGGUGACCAUGACAACAACAUCCAGAACUCUUCAGACAAGACCUGCAGUCAAGGGAAUCUCCGGGAGGAUCAUUAGACGAUCAUCGGACGACGGCUCGUGACGCUGAUAUGUCAUAUUGUAAAUGCAUCUUAUUACACUGAUCGCUUGCAAACUCACACAUUAUUAUCUGGGUCAGUCAAACACACACACACACACGCAGUAAAAGAAAACACAACGUCCAGGAUUCACACACAAACGUCAUUCCUUUCUGCUGAUUUGAUUUUAGAGGUUUAGCUUUAGUCCGUUCAGAUCUCGUUCAUUCCUCUCGUGUCGUGAUAGAGAUUUCUUUCUCUCACAGUGGAUCAAACAGACGACUUUCACGCUUUUCCGUAAUCCGAGAGAGAAGCGAGUGGAAGCGUGGAGUCUGUAUGAAGUCUCGUGCACAAGCAGAGUUUAACUCUAUUAUCUCUGUACAUUUGAUUUGGCUGUAGAUUGUAGGAUCUCUGUAUAUUCUCCCAGCACUAGCGGUUCUGUGUCGUGGGUUGGUUGUUUUCUAGCCUUUCUAGUGGCAUGCUGUAGUUCCACAUGUUGAUGAUGUUCUUCUGUCUGUCCGUUCCUGAUCACAGACUCUUCCCUACAGAAAACCGGCCCUUUGUUUUUAUUAUUUCUUAUCUUUGUUUAUAUAAAGAAUAUAUUCUAUUUAUUUUUGAUGAUGGUAGAUGACACAUCUGUGGUAAAUUCGCACUCACCAAUGUGGUUUUCCUGUCGUUUCAUUUUUAUUGCCUCAUACAUGUUGCAUUUUCAAGGUUUGUAGCCACAUGUAAACUGUUUUUCCUGUUUAUUGACAAGAAUUUUACAGAAUAAACUCAUUGGAAUGCAA
Megalobrama amblycephala (Wuchang bream) is the source of this 1704-nucleotide messenger RNA. RefSeq names its product HDGF like 3 (gene hdgfl3). Gene Ontology annotation, molecular function: transcription coregulator activity; double-stranded DNA binding. Gene Ontology annotation, biological process: regulation of transcription by RNA polymerase II. Gene Ontology annotation, cellular component: nucleus. The record is from RefSeq and is a predicted model, not a curated record. The transcript has 6 exons. NCBI's taxonomy places the organism in Eukaryota, Metazoa, Chordata, Actinopteri, Cypriniformes, Xenocyprididae. Bases 306 to 920 code for a protein of 204 amino acids.